This is a messenger RNA of Gaeumannomyces tritici R3-111a-1, 2213 nucleotides long. RefSeq names its product delta-1-pyrroline-5-carboxylate dehydrogenase. The coding region runs from base 137 to 1936 and encodes 599 amino acids. The record is from RefSeq and is a predicted model, not a curated record. Gene Ontology annotation, molecular function: L-glutamate gamma-semialdehyde dehydrogenase (NAD+) activity. The transcript is spliced from 3 exons. Gene Ontology annotation, cellular component: mitochondrial matrix. NCBI's taxonomy places the organism in Eukaryota, Fungi, Ascomycota, Sordariomycetes, Magnaporthales, Magnaporthaceae.
GUGCACCUGAUGAGAGGCUAGCCGCGGGAAUUGGAAAUCUCUGUGUCACUGAAACAGACCACACACUAAAUAAGCUUCCGAAGCUGCGACUUCUCCAAACGUGCUCCCUCCCGUGCUCCUGCUUCCUUCUUCCACAAUGGCAUCAAGGCGAAUUGGCCUCUCACUGCCGCUGUCAGCACCGAAAACCACAGCCCGAACCUUGUACUCGCCGCAUCACACGCUCUGCAGAGUUCCGAUAAUAGCCAGAGCCGGCCUGUCGAAAGCUCAGAUCAGGAUGUCGACCAUAGCUUCCUUCAAGAUCCCCAAGGUGGCCAACGAGCCGAACCAACACUAUGCGAAGGGCUCGGCCCAGCGGGAGGGGCUGACUGCUGCCCUCGAAGCUCUCAAGAGCAAAGGGCCCCUGGAGGUACCAAUUGUAGUCGGAGGGAAAGAGAUCAAGACGUCGUCGACCGGGACCCAGGUGAACCCUGCGGAUCACAAGACGGUAAUCGCAAAAUACUCCAAGGCGUCUCCUGAGGAUGUCGGCCGCGCGAUCGAGUCGGCCCUGGCGGCCAAGGCCAGCUGGGCGUCUCUCCCGUUCCACGACCGGGCGGCCAUCUUCCUCAAGGCAGCCGACCUCAUCUCGACCAAGUACCGCUACGAGAUCAUGGCGGCGACGAUGCUGGGCCAGGGCAAGAACGCGUGGCAGGCCGAGAUCGACUCGGCGGCAGAGCUGUGCGACUUUUUGCGCUUCAACGUGCAGUACGCAGAGGAGCUGUACGCGCAGCAGCCGCAGCACAACUCGCCGGGCGUGUGGAACCGCGUCGAGUACCGGCCGCUCGAGGGCUUCGUCUACGCCGUGUCGCCCUUCAACUUUACGGCCAUCGCCGGCAACCUCCCAGGGGCGCCGGCGCUCCUGGGCAACGUGGUGGUGUGGAAGCCGUCCGACUUCGCCAUUGGGUCCAACUGGCUACUCUACAACAUCCUCCUGGAGGCGGGCCUGCCGCGCGACGUGGUGCAGUUCGUGCCGGGCGACCCAGAAGAGGUGACCAAGGUGGCGCUCUCGCACCGGCAGUUCGCGGCGCUGCACUACACGGGGAGCACGGCCGUGUUCCGCAAGCUGUACGGCCAGGUGGGCGCGGGCGUGGGCGAGGGCCGGUACGUGUCGUACCCGCGCAUCGUGGGCGAGACGGGCGGCAAGAACUUCCACGUGGUGCACUCGUCAGCCGACGUCGAGAACGCGGCCGUGCAGACGGUCCGGGGCGCGUUCGAGUACCAGGGGCAGAAGUGCAGCGCCACGUCGCGCCUGUACGCGCCCGAGUCGCUCUGGCCCCAGCUGAAGCAGCGGCUGGUGGAGGAGACGGAGAAGCUCAAGGUCGGGGACCCUGGGGACCACGGCAACUUCAUGGGCCCCGUGAUCCACGAGGCCUCGUUCAAGAAGCUGUCCGGGGUCAUUGACGAGGCCAAGUCGGACAGCAAGCUGAAGCUGCUGGCUGGUGGCAAGUACGACGGUUCCAGGGGCUACUUUGUGCACCCGACAAUCUACGAGACGACAGACCCGCAGCACAAGCUGCUCUCGACGGAGCUGUUUGGCCCGGUGCUGACGGUGUACGUGUACGACGACACCGGGGCGGACCCGGCGGCGGCCUUUGGCGAAGUGUGCAAGCUGGUGGACUCGACGUCUGAGUACGGGCUGACGGGGUCCGUGUUCGCGGCGGACCGGGCGGCGGUGCGGUUCGCCGAGGAGGCGCUACGGGGGUCGGCGGGCAACUUCUACGUCAACUGCAAGAGCACGGGCGCCGUGGUGGGGCAGCAGCCCUUCGGCGGCGGCCGGGCCAGCGGCACCAACGACAAGGCGGGCAGCCAGAACCUCCUCGGCAGGUUCGUCAGCGUCCGCACCAUCAAGGAGGAGUUCAACACGACGACGUCGGUGCUGUACCCCAGCAACCUGCCUUGAGAAGGCCAAGCAAGCAAGAGGGGCACGCGCCGGCUGUCCGGGAGUGGGAGCCGGCGAGGCUCUGCUGCCGGCGGGCAGGUUUGGGUCUCGGCAGUGGGUCUGAUGACUGGUCGCCUCCUGAUGGGUCAGUCGCUGCUGUGGGCAUCAUGUUUCGCACGUGCGUGCCGUGUGUGUGUUGCUUAGAGGGCACUCUGUUGAUAGGGUUCCUAGAACAAGCUGCCUGCCGAAACUGUAGGUGGGCAAGUAUAUCCGGUAUCCAACUAGGUAUAUACUACUU